UAUUUAAAAAAAAGAUUCGCUAAAUCGUUAGUUAUUAUGUCAAAGAUGAACGCCGAUGCAACGGCUAGUAACUCAUUCGAACAGUGUACACCAGUGUUGGAGAAAGGUCAGCGACUAAAGAAUAUAAACCAAACACGAUUAGCUGUUUUGUUUGACUGAUCAUAGGGAUAGAAAUGACUUUUUAAUGGAGUCGGCAUGAACACAUCUAGGGCAUUGCUCACACAACACAAUUGUAAAAUAAACGAGUGUGGCACAAACAAAAGGGAGUUGUAGUUUCUGCAGUUAUCACAGCUACACAAUGUUCCUUUCUGAAUACUCAUUUGCUUGUUUUGCCCACUUUGACUCGUUUGGUCCCAUUGGAAAAGACAGGCAUGGUCUAUCUUGGUUUAGUUCUAAAAUAAAUACUUGUUCGUCUUCGACAGUACCUGUGUUGGCGUGAGCACUUUGCCCAACUCGUCGAUUUCAAGAGAGCCAUACUUGACAUGGAGGGUCUGUGCAGGCUUCUCAUCCACCUCUGUUAGGGCAAGAUUCCCUGUCCACUGGCUUAAAUCUACCGGCAUUUUGACUGAUUCCGGAGAGCUGCAAACAGGAGCUGCUUUGACUUAUUCUGCACAAAAACACAAGGGGGCAGGCACAGGCAGGGCCCGGAGUCCUGACUAUGCAUUGCGUUUAGGCCAAUCACAGUACGUCUAGCGCUGCAGUUAGCACUUGCGAUUGGCUAAGGUUCUGUCAAUCCCUCACUUUACUGCCCAAUGACGCGAAUUUAUCUUUCUAGAAUGUUCUUUUCAUGACCAAGGUCCACUCCUACUCGAAUUGUCACGUUUUGCUGAUAAAGCUACAUUGUGUCUUUAAGAUUUAGAAACAUAUAUAUAAAUUACCUACAUUUCAGACACUUUUGUGUUAGUUUUCCCUGAGUUAGAUUACACUCUAGAGAAAGAGAUAAUAGGCUGUCUGUCUGUUCACCUUCUCAGUGAACUUGGGUAACCCGCCUCGUUGAUCAGCGCGGUGACAGCGGUAUCAACUGUCAAUAAACUAGAAAUCCCCUGCUGCACCUUUAAGAAGGUAAGUGUUGGGUGUGGUUUGAAGUUUCCGGAUAAACGCGCGCGAGUAAACAGCCAGGUAGCCAAAUGGCUGAAAAAUUAUAGCAUGUGGCAGUUCCAUGGAGAAGAAAAAUAUUGAAUUAUCGUGGCUCAUAAUUCCUAUAUCAUUUACUCUAACCAGUUAUGUAAACUAGGUGUAGAGGUGUGUUGUGUCACCGCAUGCACAACAGGUAGUCAGACAGAGGUUGGCAACCAAAGCAUUUGUCUAACUAUAAAUCAGAGUAUAUAUGCUAUACAGUAGGAGGAAUAAUUAUGAAUGGCUUCGCAGUUGCAAUUUUUCUUCAGGUCAUGCAUCAGACCGUUGCAGCAAAUGGGCGCUCGGAUGAAACUACUGUAGCUGGAACACUGGGAGAGAAUAUUAUACUUCCGUGUUGGAACACUGCGACCAAUGUGACCCCCUCAUUCACGCGAUGGAUGACGAAUGGCCAGUUUACCAUUGAACGCAAUCAUUCCAUUAUAAUUCCAAUAUCCCCAAGUGAAGGGCACCUGACCAUACUGUACAAUCAAAGCUUGUACAUCAACAGAAUGAAUCUAUCAGAUGAGGGGACCUAUCUCUGUGAUUCUUUACCCCAUAACAACAAAACUCAAACAAGUCUCACAUUGCAAAUAGUCAGUGGUCCUGAUAAUAGCAUCAUAGACAUCCAGCCAGCCACGCCUCUUUCCAACGGAACCCUCUUUGUUGUCAGGGGUUCCACGGUGUCAUUCAACUGCUCCAGCUUGUCCUACCCCUCCCAGAGCCUGUCCUGGGGGUUUCAGGGUGUGGAGUCCAGUAAUGACUCUCUGGCGGUGGGCAGUGGGUCAUGGCUGGACUUCAGGAUAGAGGAUGUUCAGCCCACAGCUCAGGGGAACUACAGCUGCAGAGCCCAGAACUCAAUCUCCCAGAAGGCUGCUGGCUCUAGCACAGAGCUGCUUGUAUACUAUUCCCCAGAGAGGCAUCCAGAGUGUCUGUGGAACGCAGGGAAGGAUCCGUCCCAUGUCCAAUUCAGCUGUAGCUGGUUUGGAGGCUACCCCUCUCCCACGUUAUUCUGGGGGAAGCAUCAGAUGUCAGGGAGCCAUGGGAAGCAGGUGGCUGGACAACUGAUGGAGUCGGAGGAGACAGAUAAUCUGGUGAUGAAUCUGAACAGGUCGUUGUUGUUCGAUGGGCAGAUGCUGAAGUGUAGUGGGCAUCACCCUACGAUAAGUCCAGGAGAGGAUAAGUUCUGCUCCUUCACACUGAAGUCCCCCUAUCCUGAAGGGGAACCACUAGUCACAGUGGUAGAAGGAACCAACGUGACAUUAACGUGUACAGAAUCCAACUCCCUACCUCCAGCCCUCACCAGAUGGCAGAGGACAGCCAAGCAGGAGGACGUAGUCUCCAGCCCUAAGUACGUCCUGUCAGAGCAGGGCCCCACCUUCACCCUCACUAUAGUCAACAUCACCAAGCAGGACGAGGGCGUCUACUUCUGCAGGAGCGAGAACCCACUGAUGGUCCGCGAGUUGGAGAUAUAUUUAACAGUUAAAGCCACCUCUCAAUACACUGGAGCAAUCAUAGGGAUAUUCCUAGCUAUUUUGAUAGUAGGAUCUGGGAUUGUUAUUGCUAAAACAAUAUAUUCCAACCGUGACCGAAUAUGCCUGGGUAAUGGAUUUGAGCAAAUGGGGGAGAGAGGAGAUGUGUUGAGCCUGGUAGAGGCAGAUGAAGAGGAGGUGUUUCAUGAAGCUAUACCCAGACUGCCACCUCUGCCUCUGACCAACGGACACAAUACUACACUUGUAGAGAUACACACAAUACCAUCCAUUGACCAUGAAGAUGCAGAAAUUCUUGAACAUCCAUUACAGCUAGAAGAUAGAGAUAUCGAUGAGCUUGUCACGUUUUAGGUGUUGUAAGACUUUAAGAAAACUAUUUUGUUGUGUGUGUUAUGAUUGGUGGUUGGUUUGUACAGUAUGUAGAUACAGUAUAUAGGUUUGCUUUUUACCACCCAUUUGACAUUUGUUUUGUUUUAGCUUCAGGCUUAUUAGGUGUUACUUAACAUGGUUAUUUCAAUUAAUUGUUGCCAUUUGCCUCAUUUAAAUUACAUAUUUGACAAUAAUGUAACAUUUUGUAUUUCUCAAACACAAAAUUAAACCUGUUUUUAAAAAAUAAAAUUAAAAAAGGCAGGGAUGUA
Messenger RNA from Oncorhynchus kisutch (coho salmon), 3241 nucleotides. RefSeq names its product V-set and immunoglobulin domain-containing protein 10-like. Gene Ontology annotation, cellular component: plasma membrane; cell-cell junction. The transcript has 9 exons. Gene Ontology annotation, molecular function: cell adhesion molecule binding. Bases 1353 to 2954 code for a protein of 533 amino acids. Gene Ontology annotation, biological process: synapse assembly; cell-cell adhesion. The record is from RefSeq and is a predicted model, not a curated record. NCBI's taxonomy places the organism in Eukaryota, Metazoa, Chordata, Actinopteri, Salmoniformes, Salmonidae.